UCAGGGUUCAAUGGGGGGUUUUGGUAAUCGCCAUUGAAACAUAAAGUUUAGUUAAAAAGAAGGAAAAAAGGGCAGAGAUGCCUCGAAGCUUGUCGCGGUCGCCAUCUUACCACCGAAGGAGAUACUCUCCUCCGCCCCCAGUUUCUCGCCACUCCCGGAGAAGCCGAAGAGAUCGAAGCCGCAGCGGCAGCCGCAGCCGUAGCCGCUCUCCCUAUUCCAAUUCUCACUCCAGGCGAAGAAGUCGUUCUAAUUCCUCACGUCGCCGUAGAAGCCGCUCACCAUCAUACAGGCGCAGGAAGCGGUCUCCCACACCUAGGCGACACCAUAGGCAAAGAAGUAGGAGUACCUCUUUGUCUCCUUUGCCCAAGUCUCGUAGUCCAAGUGUUGCAUCGGCUGAACGUAAAAGUGCCACCGAGAAACUAAAGAGAGAGGAGGAAGAAAAGAAGAGGCAGCAACUUGAAGCAGAACUGAAACUAUUAGAAGAAGAGACUGCAAAAAGGCUGGAGGAGGCAAUUCGGAAAAACGUUGAGGAGAAGUUGAAUUCUGAAGAAGUUAGGUUAGAAAUAGAGAGGCAAAUAGAGGAAGGUCGAAAGAAAUUGUUUGAUGAUGUUGCAACUCAACUUGAAAAAGAAAAGGAAGCUGCACUUAUGGAAGCAAGACAGAAAGAAGAACAAGCUCGAAAAGAGAGAGAAGAGCUGGAUAAGAUGUUAGAAGAGAAUAAGAGGAGAGUGGAAGAGGCUCAGAGAAGAGAGGCUUUAGAGCUGCAGCGGAAAGAGGAGGAACGGUAUCGAGAAUUGGAGCUUAUUCAAAGACAGAAAGAGGAGGCUGCUCGGAGAAAAAAGUAGGAAGAGGAAGAAGAGAAGCUGAACCAGAUGAAAUUGUUGGGUAAGAAUAAACCCAAGCCAAAGUGUUUAGGUAUUGACUUAUAAUGAUGAUUUCUCUGGUACUGGUGCUAUGGCCCUUACCAUGGAAACUGUAGACUAGGACUUUCAUGUUGAACUAAUAUUUGGAAAAAUCUCUUUGGAUUUUCCACAUAUCAUUCUAGGUUUCUUUUAUGGUUAAGCUACCUCCUACUGAGGUCUUAGUCUUUUGUUUUCUUUGGCUAGUUGUUGAUAGUUUUUUGGUAGGCUGAGUGACAAAUUUGGAUGAGAUACUUAUUGUUCAGAAUUCCUUGUUUAGGACAGUUGUUUAUUAGUUGUCAUGUUCUUGGAUCAAA
Quercus lobata is the source of this 1216-nucleotide messenger RNA. RefSeq lists its product as uncharacterized. Lineage: Eukaryota; Viridiplantae; Streptophyta; Magnoliopsida; Fagales; Fagaceae. Gene Ontology annotation, cellular component: mitochondrion; nucleoplasm. The transcript has 4 exons. The record is from RefSeq and is a predicted model, not a curated record. Gene Ontology annotation, molecular function: cadherin binding. The coding region runs from base 78 to 845 and encodes 255 amino acids.